Paramecium pentaurelia is the source of this 345-nucleotide messenger RNA. Lineage: Eukaryota; Ciliophora; Oligohymenophorea; Peniculida; Parameciidae. The record is from the annotation of a GenBank genome assembly.
AUGUAAUAAUAUCCAAUCAGAUCCUAUUCUAAGUAUUAAAACCAGCUAUAAGAAUGUACAACACGAUAUACUCCAAAUAAAUUUACAGAUUGGCAUAAAAAGUAUGAACCUAAACAUAAGUUUGAUUGUCAACCUGACCUUUAAUUUCAAGCACAAUCAAUAACAAACUAGAGAGAUUUUCAAAUUAAAUAAAGAAGAUAUUCUUAAGUUAAUUAUCCAUAAACACCACUUAAUUAAUAUCAUUCUGAAUUUUCUAACAAAGAGAAUAAACCUUAAAUCUAAUAAAAUUUUGAUGUAGAUAGUUAUGUUCGUAAACUAUAAGUUAGACUUAAUUAGAGACUCUGA